CCAUAACUUCGGCUCCAUCGACCCGUCUGUCUUCGGAGUGCCCAUCCCCAUCAUGUCUGUGAUGGCGGACCAGCAGGCGGCCAUGUUUGGAGAGUGCUGCUUCAACGUUGGGGAUGUCAAGAUCACCAUGGGAACAGGGACCUUCAUGGACAUCAACACAGGCAGCAAGCCCCAUACCUCAGUGGCAGGUCUGUACCCUCUUGUGGGGUGGAAGAUUGGCUCCGAGGUGGUGUACCUGGCGGAGGGGAACGCAGCAGACACAGGCACGGCCAUCCGAUGGGCGCAGGAGCUGGAGCUCUUCUCAGAUGUCAGUCAGACCAGCUCCAUGGCUUACAGCGUGCCCGACUCAGAUGGGGUGUGCUUCGUCCCGUCUUUCAGCGGCCUGCAGGCUCCUCUGAAUGAUCCCAAAGCGUGCGCUUCCUUGAUGGGCCUCAAACCUUCUUCCACCAAGAGCCAUCUGAUCCGGGCCAUUCUGGAGUCGGUCGCCUUCAGAAACAAGCAGCUGUAUGAGACCAUGCUGCGAGAGACGAACAUCCCCAUCACCAACAUCAGGGUGGACGGCGGCGUUUCCUCCAAUGACUUUGUCAUGCAGCUAACUGCCGACCUGUGUGGUAGAAAGCUGGUCCGACUGCAGCACAGAGAGAUGUCCUGUCUAGGAGCUGCUCUGGUGGCUGGACUCGGGACGGGCUUCUGGAGAACACGGGAGGAGCUGAGGAAGCUGCAGAGCACAGACGAGGUGUUCCUCCCACGAGGAGCAGCCACGGGGGGGCCAUGUGAGGAGUACGCCCCCAUCCUGCGGCGCUGGGAGAGGGCUCUGCAGCGCUCCAUGAACUGGUACAAGCCCUGAGGACCAGCACAAGCACAGCAGGAGGAGACCAGGAGGACCAGCAGCCUGGAAGUGAGACUGAUAGGAGAUGAAAAAUUGGUUUUGGAGGAAAGUGUCUGGAUGCUCCUUCAAGAAGGAGGAGUGGUGUGAUGCAUGAGCCUCCUUCAAGGAGGAGGAGCCUGAUGCCUGAACCCGUGGUUCAGGUUGAUUCUUCUCUCGUUCUAAACCAAGCCCAGCUGUGGUUCAGUGACUUGACAGAAACAUUCAAGCAUUUUUUGGGAAACGACCCACAACAGGUAGAGACCAAACAGCACUAAACAGAUUAACCUCAGUGUCUUCAGUGUUUGCUUUUUAAUGAUUCAGAUUCGUUAUGUUGGUUUUUGAUUCUCUGUUUUCCUUUUACUCUUGUGGUACCUCAUGUUUUUCUGAGGGUUCUUCAUCCUCCUUCUCCAGUCCAAAAACGUGCAUGUUUGUUGGAUCGGUGGCUCUUCCCUCUUCUGAACAAGAUGUUAUGGAUUAAUAUGAUCCGACUCAGUCCUGAGUCAUGUCAGUUCUCCUGCCCUGCACUCUCUUCCCUCUGACAGGGAGGGGCAUCCUCUGGUCUGCUGGGAUGGAGCAGGGAAACGGUGGAAUUGAGGACCAAGAGCAGAGACACUAGUCUGGGUCCAGCUUUUAUGGCUGAUGUGACUAUUUUCUGCAUUCAGUUGUUUGUAACAAUACUCGUGUUUUUAUGGAACUCCUCAUCUCUGCAAGUGAGCACUUCAAUACUGAAAGUUUAACAAGACAUUU
Oryzias melastigma (Indian medaka) is the source of this 1615-nucleotide messenger RNA. Its product is annotated as putative glycerol kinase 5. Gene Ontology annotation, molecular function: glycerol kinase activity. Gene Ontology annotation, biological process: glycerol metabolic process; glycerol-3-phosphate biosynthetic process; triglyceride metabolic process. Gene Ontology annotation, cellular component: mitochondrion. NCBI's taxonomy places the organism in Eukaryota, Metazoa, Chordata, Actinopteri, Beloniformes, Adrianichthyidae. The record is from RefSeq and is a predicted model, not a curated record.